Haliotis rubra (blacklip abalone) is the source of this 3558-nucleotide messenger RNA. RefSeq lists its product as uncharacterized. NCBI's taxonomy places the organism in Eukaryota, Metazoa, Mollusca, Gastropoda, Lepetellida, Haliotidae. The coding region runs from base 364 to 1827 and encodes 487 amino acids. The transcript is spliced from 3 exons. The record is from RefSeq and is a predicted model, not a curated record.
CAAUAACGCUUUGGCUGGGAUAGAGAGCGUAUUGAAAAUGGCCGCCUCUACAAGCAGCGAGCUGUGACCGGACUGGGUGAACUUCUCCCAUCUCCCUGUUCACGGAAGAGCUGUUUGUGCUGACAGCGACGGAGUCGGACACUGUAGAGCUCGCUUGGAGGUUACACAGCUGUAUCUUAUGUGGAUGUUGAUAACAACGGCAUCGGGACCAUUCUGAAAGAUCCACACUCGUGUCUUCGUGUACGGCCAUAUUCUUUUUGUACAGACCCCGACGUCAUGCACUCGUGUCAUCACUACCAGCGCUGAUUGCAACAUCGUCGACAACCAGAUAUACAUCAGAACCUACUGCAAGUAAUAACCAAUAUGUCUGCCGACGUGAUUGAACGGAAGGCCUACUUUGUGGGAAUCUGGAGAGGAGACGUGGUUUCCGACAACAUCAUCCGCCAACUCAGAGUCAAAUCAGAGGCUGAUAAAGGCAAGAAGGUGAAGAUCCGAUUGUCCAAAGAUGGCGUCCAGAUCAGAAAACCUGCCAUGUUCCAGGCAUCUUCUUUGUUUGACACUUACCGAAUGGCGGACAUAUUCUUUAUGACAGUCAACCAACAGAACAGAUCAUGUCUUUUAUGCAUUGUCCGUGAUCUAAAGCAUAGAUACGCAAUUUUGGCAUUCAGGUGUUCAUCAGACCUUGAUGCUGGACUAUUCGUGCAAAAUUUCAAGUCUUGGAAAAGCCGAAGUAGGGGAGGUAAUUAUGAGUUGAAACGUAAACAGGAUGGGAACUGGACCCUUCGCAAUCGUAUUGCCUCGCCUACUCGACAGCCUCUUCAGAUACCAAACGGUAGACCUGCACACUUGCCCGUCAACGGUGACGUUAGACACGUCAACCACGCCCCGAUGAAUGAUAUAACCGUGCUUCCUGACUCCGGAGCUGUGACUAAAGAACAGGUGAUCAUGAACGGCCGUCAACAACAUAACAUAGGAAUCCAGACAAAGUCCAACGACAUCGACAUGGACCAGAUGUCAGAGGUAUCAGAUGUUUCCGCUUUUAAGGACGAACUAGAGUCUCUUUCACAGGAACUACGAGAGAUCAAGUUCCUUCUGGAAAAGUCCACCGGCAUCAGUGUAGAGGAACACUACCGUCGGGCUAGAGAAGCAACAGAAACAAAUAACAACGAGGAGAAGGUCUCGAAUGAAAGUGGUUACCCAGAUGGUAUGGCUAGAGUGUAUGUGUCUAACAGAGAACCACCAAAGAUGGUUCCAAAGCUUUCACUCCCUGCUGACAAUGAAGACGAAGUGUUUAGUGAUGAACCAGAUUUUAGAAGCUAUGGCGUCCAAACAGUUCCUGGGCAGGCACCCAGCCAUCCUUACAUCAAGACGUCAGAGGUUGCUAAAGUGUUGAAAAGAGAGUUCAGUAGUACCCAUCUUGACGACAAGACACCCCGUGUCAUGGCAGUUCCCUUCCCAGCUGAUGACAAAUCACUGCAGCCAGUCAAACAGAACGGUCUCACCGUACAAACCAAUGGUACGGCUGAUGGACAUUCUUCUGCGAAAAACAGUGUUCGGGUAAAAUUUGAUUCCAGAUCUAUGAGAGUAGCUCAUGAUCAGAAGUCAAGGUCAAUGAGACUCAGCUCGGAUUUCAUGGUACCAUCAACGGUUCCUAAACCAAUUGAGAAGACAUACGCCCGGCCCACAAUUCUACGUCCUGGGUAUGGGUAUGACUCCCAUCGCCAUGUCCAUCCCCGGAGAACCAGGCCACAAAGUCUAUACAUCAUGUCAGGGGCUCAGCCCCUUAAAGUUCAGAACCCCAAGAAAACAUAUGAAGCACAAUUCUGAAUUGAAGGCCCGUGUGGCUGACCUAUAUUAUGCGUUCAUUGCAUGUAGGGCCACAGCUGAAGAGUAUUUGAUAAUCGGAUGUUUUUUCCAGCUGAUAUUAUGAGUACGAUUUGUGGUUUGGAACAUUCAAUAUGUCUAAACGGACGAGUGAUAUGUGACUUGGGUCUAACAUUGUGCUCUAAACAGAUGGAAUUUAUUGGAUAAGAUAUAACGUUUUACUUCAGUGUCUUUAGUGGUAAGUAUAUAUUGGAUCUGAAGAUGUUCGCCAAACACUAUGGGGGUCUGAAUAGUGAAUGCCCCAAUAGUUUGUGAUUAGAAACACGGGCCUGCUUCCGAAUACCCCUAGCAAAUCAAGACAUUAAGACAUAAAUCGAACACAGGAACGACUGUGUCCAUUCCUGCGUGGAUCCUGACUUGUUACCAAUCAUUCUAAUCAGUGCAGUGUCUGUGUAGGAUUGGUAAUGUCACUCUGCAACCACCUACUGAGCAGUGUCCCUAACACACUCUUGUCCUGUGUUAGGAUGAUUCAUGUAUGACCGAGUUUGAUGGAGAUGCUCUGUGACCAGUUCUGUACAAGUUAUUUGACAAGUUGUUUGACAUGCUAUCCGACUUUUGCACGUUCUUGGGCACCAGUUCUUCUACAAGUAAUGUUAAAUAGGUUACCUGAUUUCUUUGAGAAGUUACUUAACAAAUUUAAACACGUUCUUCUGCAAGUUCUCUGAGACAAGUUACCAGCUAGUUCUUCUGCACGUGACAUGUCCCUUUAAAAGUUCCUGGACAUUUAAUUUCUUUGAUUUUUGUGGCAAGUUCUUUAACAGUACGCCUUCUUAAUAAGUUCCUUGACUAAUCCCUUGAUAAGUUCUUCUACAAGUUCCUUGACUACUUUCUUGACAUGUUGGUCUACAAGCUCAUUGGUGAAUUCCUUGACAAGGUCUUUUCCUUUUGUCUAAUUCCUUGACCGUUUCUUCUACAAGUCCCUAGACAAAUUCUUUUGACCGUUUCUUCUACAAGUCCUUUGACGAAUUCUUUGACCGUUUCUUCUACAAGUUUCGUGACGAAUUCCUUGACAGGUUCUUCCACCAGUUCCGUGACUAUUUCUUUGACCGUUUCUUCUACAAGUUCCAUAACGAAUUCUUUGACCGUCUAUUCUACAAGAUCCGUGACUAAUUCCUCGACAGGUUCUUCUACAAGCUCCGUGACUAAUUCUUUGACAUGUUCUCCACAGUGCGUGGUGCAAAUGCAUCUGUAAAAUGUGAUGGUGAAAAACAUCUUGAUAUUGUAUAUAUUACCCACUUAACAUUUACUUACGAGUUUAUAUACAUUGUGUAUGGAGGACCUACCAUAUAUACUCGGAGGGCUGGAUAAUGUUAGUUGACGUGGCGAGUGAGCUGUAGUGAUGGAAUGAAUAUAGGGUUAUCAUGACUAUACACGUGUUUGAGUGUACAAGUGUACUUGUAUAUAAUCACAGUGGAACCUCUUUAAACCAGAACCUGUAAACUGGGGACUUGUUCUUGACACUUGCUAAUCCAGAUACAUGGUUUGGUUUGAAGGGGUUUCUCUGUAACUGAGCAAUAAUCGUAUAAUGUAUGUUAACAGCAUUAUUCAACUAAGUCAGCAGUAUUUGACUAGUACUAACUCACACAUUGAUAACUGAUUCAAGAUAGACAUACCACUAAUUGAAACUAACUCUACCUUGUAUUACUCUUAUGACAUAAAGAACGAAUCAUUAAA